AUGAGUCUGCAGCUGUGUCGGCAAGAGUAUCAGGUGUCUAGACCUAUGGCGGCUCAUUUGAAUAAUUCCCUUACUGGAGCAGGAGGAGAGGGUGCUGGUGGAGGUGAGGAUAGAACGAUGGAGUUUGGAGGGAUGUUGAAUGCUGAGGAUGAUGGCGAUGAUGAGGAUACGGAGCCACGUUAUGUGUUCUCAGUUCCACACUGGGAGACCGUCAAGGCAGGGUUGCUGCCAACGUCCAAGCCAGCAAGGGACGCGUUGAUGGCGACCAUAAUAUUGGCGCUGAUCACGAUCGCAUUGGAGGCUGUGCUGCUGCACCGUCAUAAAGUCAUGACUGUUAGUCUCACUAGUUCAGCUCCUCCUACAGCAAGUUCAGGAGAAGGAAGGAUGUCGUAUGAGAUCUCGUUCUUCCGACCGUUGACUGUUUAUUACUCCAUCUUUAUCUUGGCGGAGAUCUUUGCUGUUGGACUCCUCUGGGACGCCGCGAUACACAAGAACUCGUUACAGCUGGUAGCGUUCACACUAUUCGAAUGGUGCAUGGUCUCCUACUCGGGACUCCAGAUCUGGCAACACGACCAAUUGAUUAAAGAUAUCAGGAUCCCUGCCGAGGUGUUAAAGGGUCUGGGCGACAGGACGACCCAGAUGAUUUUGUUUUCGCAACUCGGAGUCCAGAUUGCGGCCUGUUUAGGGAUAACGCUGUUGACGUGGAGGUUGUAUUCUGAGUUUGGUUGGCUGGUCUUCCAGAAACUUGGCGCGGAUGUUUCUCUGAGAAAAAUGAUGAAGGAGUAUAGGUUGUUGUUUACGCUGCUGAAACUGGACGCAUUCUUCUUUCUCGGGUAUGCGAUUCAAGUCGCAGCAUUGACGGAUAUGCACUGGCAGAAGGGUCUGGCAGAAAUUGCCUUUGCGAUUCCUCUCUCCUGCAUCAUCAUCCUCCUUGGCUUCUGUGCCUUGAGGAAUGAGAAUAAGGUAACGAUGGGAGGGUUCAUUAGUUGUUUGGGGCUCUUGAUUGCCUACAUGAUAUACCGCCUAGUGGCGUUGUACCAGACCUUGACGGGCAAUGCAUCGACGGAUCCGUAUUUUUUUAGCCGCAAGACCAUGACCGUCUUUGCUACGUUGACAUUGUUCGUGACGGUGCUGGCGUUGGUGUAUGCGGUCGUAAUGUUGUACAACUUCAACAAGGGUCUCAAGGAAGCCAUGCAACAGUACCGCGUGAGGAGAUCGGGAACGAUUCGGUCAGUGACUCCGUCGAUUCAUCGGACGUCUGUCAAUGGAGGGUACGGUGUCCCGGCGACAGGUCUUCAGCACUCUCAGCACGGACUUGGUGGGAACACCAUGGCUACGGCUACCGGUGUUCGCGCAAUGGUCAAGGAACAUUUACCUCCGGAUAUCCACGGAGCCAAAAUGAAGAACAAGAUGAAGUAG
Messenger RNA from Linnemannia hyalina, 1419 nucleotides. Lineage: Eukaryota; Fungi; Mortierellomycota; Mortierellomycetes; Mortierellales; Mortierellaceae. The record is from the annotation of a GenBank genome assembly.